AUGUGCUUUCUUUUAGCUAACGCUGUUGGUGCAGUCAAUGAAGAUGACUUCCGAAAAGCCUUUGCUCAGGUCCCAAAAUGUGAUAUAUAUUCCGUAAGAGAGCUGAAUUCGCAGUUGGAAUCCAUUCGCUCAGUUCUCGAAAAUACCCAGUUAGAUUGGUCUCAACGAGUUAAUUCUCUAAAACUUCUACGGUCAAUUUUAAUAAAUGGUGGGAUGGAUUUUGAAAAUGAAUUAGUGAAUGGCAUUCAUUCGCUGGAGGAUGCUCUUAUUACUUCCGUCAAGGACCUUCGAUCGCAAGUAUGUCGAGAGGCAUGCAUAACUGUUAGUUUCCUUUGUGAAAAGCUGGGAGCAUCCAUCGUGCGGUUGUGCGAAGCGCUCCUACCUGCCACAAUUCAUCUCAUUCAGAACAGCGUUAAGAUUAUGUCAUCGUCUGGAGCCAAUGCUUGUUUCUUCAUAGUCAAGUACGUGGAGAACCCGAAACUAAUACCUAUUGUACUCUCCUAUGGCUCAUCAAAGUCUAAAGAAAUACGAAGGUCCGUACAAGAUCUUCUUUCUCAAAUCAUCGCUGUCUGGACUCCAUCAAAGCUGGAAAAGUCUUUGAGUGCAAUUGUGGAUUGUGUCAAGGGGGGUAUUAUGGACGCGGAUCCACAAGCAAGAACAUCGUCGAGGAAUGCCUAUCAGUUAUUGGACCAGCACUAUCCGCAGCAAGCGCAGCUUCUGUAUCAGAGCUUGGACCCUUCAAAGCAGCGUUCGUUGUCGGGUGUGAUGUCAGCCGCGUCAUCAUCGCAAUCUAUCAACAGCGAGCGUGAUUCACUGCACAUGAGCCAAAGGCCAGGCGCGUUCGGAAUGAAUCGACCCAAAACCACAAACUUCUUCGCUGGUCGAUCGGCUUCGGAAAUCGAUGCAAAUGCAGUGAGACGAGCAGCUGCAUUUACCCCAGCAAAGAGUAAACUCACUGGAUCAAUGGCAGCAAGAAACACUCCAGGUUAG
Molecule: messenger RNA, 990 nt
Organism: Cooperia oncophora
Lineage: Eukaryota; Metazoa; Nematoda; Chromadorea; Rhabditida; Trichostrongylidae
Source: the annotation of a GenBank genome assembly